AUGGUGUCAGAAGUGGGAUCUGAACCCACGCCCACAUUCGUUAGAGGAUUUUUCGAAUGUACCCAGUAUGAAAAUGACCAGCCUUUCGACCAGUGGGUAGAAGAAUUUGAAGACUCAAUGCUUGCAAAUUUUGGGGAAAUAGACGACAGGCGAAAGAAAGCCAUUUUGAUGCAGCUGUGUGGGGGAGCCGUGAAAAAAUUUGUAUCAAGCCUAAGCAAUGAAGCGAAAGCUUCAUACAAGUUGAUCAAGGUCGAGAUCAUCAAUAAAUUUAGACAUACUGCAAACGAGACGGUAGAAAGACACAUUUUUAACACAAUGGACCAGGAAGAAGAGGAAACCAUUGAAGCAUUUCAAAUGAGGCUUCGAAUGCAGGCUAAGAAAUGCAACUACACGAUCCCGCCAAGAGAAAUAGAAAUCGAUCUAGAAGGUGGAGAGAAGAAAAAGAUCAAACUUGAAGCAGAGGACAUAUCAGAGAGCCUCAUCAGAGACAGGAUCGUAGUAGGAGUGUCUAACCGAGCCACGAAAACAAGGCUUCUUAGAGAACACAACCUCACACUGGAAACUGCAGUCAAAAUUGUUAAAACCCAGGAGAUGGCAGACAAGAGGAUUCAAACACUGCUAGCUACAACUAACGCCAGCAUAAAUGCCAUCGGGAGGAAAAGACCCAGACCUCAAAACGAACCAUCAAAACCUCAAGUUAACAAGAGAUACAAACCGCAAAACUCACAAGGAAAAUGUGGUUAUUGUGGGAACCAACACCAGUUUGGAAACCCUGAGCACUGCCCAGCGUAUCGACGGACAUGUUCAAAAUGUGGAAUGAAGAACCAUUUCGCCAAGGUUUGCAGAUCUAAAAGAAAGAUCGACAUGAUCCACCAAGAUUUUUGCGACCCUUCCGAAGAAGAUCUAGAUGCAGUGAUGAACGAAGACGACAAAGAUGACAGCAUCUACACCUCGGAACUCAACAUUGGUGCUAUCUCGACAGAGAACCAAUAUACGCGUCGGUGGUAAUGAGGAAGUUUUGUGAGAAAUAUGAUAUCGAUAAGUGUUUUAGUUCCGCACGAUACAGUCAAUCUAAUGGGCAGAUUGAACGAGCUAUUGGGCACGUUAAGAACAUUAUUACACGAUGUAAAGGUAAUUUAGAUAAUGUUAAUAUGUGUUUACUAGACUAUAGAGCGACUCCAUUGAGCCCUCAAUUGGGAAGCCCCCAUAAUCUAUUAAUGGGAAGAGAUGUUAAGACAAAUUUGCCAUAUUUACAAAGCUCAUUGGUAACUGAGAGAGACUGCAAAAACCGUAAAUUAUUACUCGAUAGACAAGCAGCAAGUGCUCAAUAUUAUAAUAGAAAUGCUACUAAAUCUUUUGAUAUGUGUAACCCGGGUGAUAUAGUGAUUUACAAAGACGGGAAAUCUGACAAGACUUGGCGCCAAGCCAAAGUUGUGUCUGUUGACCGCAAAUUUCGCUCAUACACCCUUCUGAACAGUGUUGGAAAUGUUAUCACGAGAAACAGAUCCAUGGUAAUCCAGGAUAAAACUGGUAGAGGAUUCUCGGCUUCUCAUGAUAAGUUCUUCGAUACUCUUCAGACCCCCAGCCCACUGGAAGUACCAAAAAGUUGUGACCCCCGACUGAUUCCAAAACCCAUACUAGCGCCAAAGGCACAAACAGAAACUCCCAAACCAAACCCCUGCAGCACCCCAGCCAAAUUAAAGAAGACCAUUACUGUCCCUGUUACAAAAUCUAAUAUGCCACCCGCGAUAGCUAAGGAGUACAAACUUAGGUUAUAUGCCGAGAGGCAUAAUACUCAGCCGGUAACGUUGAGACGGUCUGAGAGAUUAGCGGGGAAGGCUGCCAAAUAGUUUCUUUUUAUAAGUGUAGAGUUAGAUACGGUUAAAGAAUCUAGUAUACGGAUGUUUUUAUAUUUAUUACCAUUAAACGAGACAAUUUUAAGUAAAUUCAGUUUUUAGUUUUUCCAGAUUUUUAAUUUAUUUUAAAUUAUUUUGAUUCCACAACAUUGUGUGUGCGAAUAGAUGUGAGAACAAAGAGAUUUUGGAAAGGAGAUGGAAGGCGCGAGCGCCUAACGCACUAUUCCUGUGAAAUUGUUGAAGGACGUAGGCACUUGCGCAGAGAUAGCGCGCGCACGCGCAUAGCGUGUGACGUGUCUUUAUUUCGUUAGUUCCCAAAGAGGGAGAUGUUAUGUAUUGUAUAUU
Bolinopsis microptera is the source of this 2201-nucleotide messenger RNA. RefSeq lists its product as uncharacterized. The record is from RefSeq and is a predicted model, not a curated record. The transcript is spliced from 2 exons. Bases 1 to 1008 code for a protein of 335 amino acids. Lineage: Eukaryota; Metazoa; Ctenophora; Tentaculata; Lobata; Bolinopsidae.